Messenger RNA from Neoarius graeffei (lesser salmon catfish), 1085 nucleotides. It is a transcript of the gene cdnf, whose product is annotated as cerebral dopamine neurotrophic factor. Gene Ontology annotation, cellular component: endoplasmic reticulum. The record is from RefSeq and is a predicted model, not a curated record. The transcript is spliced from 4 exons. Gene Ontology annotation, biological process: neuron projection development; dopaminergic neuron differentiation. Lineage: Eukaryota; Metazoa; Chordata; Actinopteri; Siluriformes; Ariidae. Bases 6 to 545 code for a protein of 179 amino acids.
CAAAUAUGCAUUUAAGCAACACCACUGCUGUGAUAUGGCUUUUAUGCGCCGUUUUGGCAGUAACCGAGUCACAGACGUGUGAAGUGUGUGUGGGAUUUUUAGAGCGUCUCUACAGGUCCUUGGUGGCCACUCACAGAGAGCUGUCCUCACAACUUGUAGAGGAGGAGCUUAUGAAAGCAUGUGCUGAAGCUACUGGGAAGGAGAACCGACUGUGUUAUUACCUCGGAGCCUCCAGCGACGCAGCGGCAAAAGUGACCGGCGAGGUGAGCCGCCCUCUCAGUGCCCAUGUCCCGGUGCAGAAGAUUUGCCAGCGACUCCAACAGAGAGACCAGCAGAUCUGUGAACUCCGAUAUGAGCAUCAGGUGCUGGACUGGAGUCGAGAUGCCCUGUCUAAGAUGCGGGUGCUGGAGCUGAAGCGAGUGUUGGCCUCAUGGGGAGAGGAAUGCCGUGGAUGCCUGGAAAAGACUGAAUUGAUCGAUCUUAUCCAGGAGGUGGCCCCCAAGCACAGCCCAGCUCAGCCCGGGACACAUUCAGCUGAACUCUGAGGGCCUCCUGGUGCAGCUCCAUGCUGAGAACAUGCAAUGCUGAUCUGAAAGGUCCUCCUCGUGCAGCUCUGAGCUGAGGACACAGAGGUUCUGUGAUGUCAUUGUUGUGGUUUAGUGGUGUGACGGUUUCAUUCAGCUGUAGAGCAGGAACGAUACACGAAGCGGUCUCAGUAUCGGAGUCAAAGAAGCGCUGACCAGUUUUGUAUCCUGAAUUUUCUUUGUGAAUAAACAGAGGAAGCGCUUGAGAGUAUUACACGGUGCUGAUUGCAGCUCUUAUCAUUUGUGAGUGAACGUAUUCGGCUUGGUAUAAUUUUUCAGUGUGUCUUUCUGACAAUCAGAGAAAUGCCUAAAUGUUUUUUUUUAACGGUUGAAGUCUUAACUUGUGGGAAUCACACCCCAGCUAACCAUCCCAUACGUGGCUUUGCGUAAGUUUUCACCCCCUAUUAACUUUGACAUAUUUUGUAGUGUUACAACCUGGAACUGAAAUGAACUUAAUUGGAAUUAAUUGUCAAUUUACACAAAAUGGCCUAUAAUAUUGAA